AUCGUUGGCGCUACCUCCGCUGCCCCCCGGCGUGCCCCCCUGCGAGGUGCCCGCGGACCAGGUUCCCUCCGCGCUGUUCGACUACUACAGCCCGGAGGAGAUCGGGUGGGAGGGCUGGUUCCGACAUGCCGCGGCGCUGGAGGCCGAUGAGGUGCUGUGUUCGCAGCAGACGGCGGAGCUGCUGGCGGAGGUGCUGGACCCGCAGCCGUGCGACCUUCUGCCGGGCACGGAGGCGGGCGAGGCUGCUCUGGUGGAGGAGGUUGCGGGUCUGGGUAUUCUGCCGCUGCUGUACUCGGAGCCUCCCUGCUUCAGCGUGAAGGAGGUGGUGGAGGAGGCGGUGCGGGGGGUGGCGCUGGAGGCGCUGCGGAGGAGGGGGGUGGUGGAUGUGGCGGCGGGGGUGCAGGGGCUGCUGGAGGCAUGGAGUGGUCUGCUGCGGAGCUUCGAGGAGGAGCAGGAGCGGCCGCAGCUGGUGGAGGCGGUGCGGGGCCGAGUGAGCGACUGGGCCUUCGAGCUGCUGGACAAGGCCUCCAAGACGCGGCCCUCCUCCUCCUCCACCUCAGCCGGCAGCAGCAGCAGCCCCAGCAGCGGUCCCCCCCUGGAGCGGCUGGACCGGCUGCGCAAGCAGCUCACCAGCGAGGCCUUCACCCUCAUGUCACGCACGCUGCGGCUGUCGGCGGUGCACUAUGCAGCGCGACUCAAGACCUGCGAGGACAUCAAAGAGAGGACCCUGCAUGCGAUAGCGAACUUCAAGGAGAAGAAUCAGCCGGCGCCGGCGGAGACCAAGCAGCAGCAGGCGGGCGGCAAGGGCGGAGGCGGAGGGGGCGGCAAGCAGACCAAGACGCGGCAGAGUGACACGGUGACCAAGCAGAUGGAGGAUAUGACUACUGAAAGUAAUAACCUGGCUUCCGAGAUCCUCUUCCUGAGCAGCACCGUGAAGACCGUGCAGGCCGCAGCAGAUAAGAUGGCGAGGUUGGCUCGCGAGUAUCAGGGCCUGAGCGCCCCCAGCGUCUCCCCCUACACCAACCCCGUGAUGGGGCUGCACGGCGCGCUGCCGGCGCGCGAGGUGGACGUGUGGAGCAGCAAGGGUCCGCAGGCGGCUGCGGAGGUGGUGGUGGAGGUGCUGCGGUCGGUGCAGUUCUACUCCUUCCAGCUGUGCCUGCUGGAGUCGGUGGUGGAGUCGGUGCAGCUGUCCUGCCGCGGGGCGCUGCGCAGCGCGCUGGUGUCGGAGCCGCUGCUGGACAUUGGGGCUGCGGGGGUGCUGUGGCCGCGGCAGUGGCUGCAGGAGCAGCUGAGGAGGGUGGUGUCGAAUGUGGAAGCGGAACGUCUGGUGCUGGAUGAAGACCUGCAGGCAAAGAAGCGCAACAAGGAGAGGGAGGCCAAGGCCAAGAAGCAGGGCAAGAAGGAGGACGAGAAGAAGAGGGAGGAGGAGCGCAGGCGGAAGGAGGAGGAGGAGCGGAAGGAGGAGGAAGAGCGCGAGGCGAAGGCGCAGCAGGAGGAGCGGGCGCGUCUGGAGAGGGAGCGGGAGGAGAAGGAGAAACCCCCGGCGCCCGCGCCCAUGCGAUUCGGCGAAACCUUGAUAGAAGAAGAUGAUCAACAGCCGGAAGCGAAAGGCAAGGCAGCUGAGAAGGCAGCAGCAGCAGCGGCGUCGUCAGCGGCGGCGGCCGCCAAGUCGGCGGCGGCGGCGGCUCCGAAGGCCGGCGGCGCUGCUGCAGCCGGCGGAGGCGGCGGAGGCGCUCGGAGGGACGGGCCGUCGUCACUUCAGGCGCGGUUGGCGAGCCGAGACAGGGACAGGGACAGGGAACAUCUGCCGCCGCCGGCGUCGCCGGCGGUUGUGGGAAAGAAAGACGCCGCGGCGCCGGCGGGACGUGGUGGGGCGCCGGCGGCGGCGGCACCAGCUGCCGGCGACACCUCCGCCGCCUCCGCUGCUGCACGCAAGGGCAGCGGUGCGCCUCCGCCGCUGCCACAGCAGCAGCAGCAGCAGCAGCAACCACCCAAGCAGGGCGGGCAUGGUAAGGAGGGCGCCGCUUCUGCCGCCGCCGCCGGAGGGCACGGCGGCAAGGCAGGCGGCCCGAAGGACGCCUCCGCUGGAGGAGCUCCCAAGGAGGCACCCGGCGGCAAGGGCGCGGCAGGCGGCAAGCCGGCUGACGGGGGCCGCGGAGGCGCCCCGCAAUCGCAGCAACAGCAAGGAGGGAAGGCGCAGGGAGGUGGAGGUGGAGGAGGAGGGCGGGGUGGCGGAG
This is a messenger RNA of Astrephomene gubernaculifera, 2237 nucleotides long. The record is from the annotation of a GenBank genome assembly. Lineage: Eukaryota; Viridiplantae; Chlorophyta; Chlorophyceae; Chlamydomonadales; Astrephomenaceae.